AGUAGUCGGUCCUGGGAGGAAAACAGUCAUAUCGCUAGACCUUGGUUUGUAUCUGCCCGCCAAACGAUUACAGAUGGCCCGGUGCGAGCUCAAGAACAUUCUCCUUCGACCAGGGGAGCUGCAUGUGGUUAUGGCUAUGCUGAGGACCAUUGGGUCAUAUAUUGACAGUAGCGGGAUAGACAUGUGCUGGAUCGAGUCGGAACUUAAUGGCCCCUCCACUGUUAAACAGAUAAUCGAUGGCAAGCAUGUUAAGCGCGGUAAAAGAGCACACAUGAUCACCUUACGGGCUUUAUUUUCCUUAUACCUGGGAGCAUUUCUAGAAGGCUCGCCUGAUGUACGUCGUACCCUCGAGGAACUCUCUACGAAAGUUGGAGAUGCGUGCAAAGAAGGCACUAAGGAGAACAUCCAGACGGCGCACCAUAGCUCUACCAACGCGAUCCAGUCUUCUGAAGUAGUCAAGAAGAUGUCUGAUUUUGACGCUGCGAAUGCCACAAAUCCUCUCUCUACUGUAUUUCGCCGAUACAUGCGCAUGGUAAUGGAGAUGUUCGCAUUCAUCCAGGCAGUCCGCAGUGGUGAUUGGAAGCUCCAUCUAAUUGCACUGGAGUUGUUCACAAAGUACGUCUUUGUGCACGACAAGAUCUGUUAUCUAAGGAUGAUCCCCCUGUACCUAGCUGAAAUGGCAUCCCUCGAAUCAUCAGUCCCCGAGAUCUAUGGAGAGUUCAUCACAGGAAACUGGGUAGUGAACAAGAAGAAGGAGGUUCCCUUCUGUGCUGUUGGUGGUGAUACUGCGUUGGAGCACCUCAAUCGAUCUAUGAAAGUUUCUGGUGGGCUUGUAGGGAUCACUUUGAAAGAGAGCGCACGAGCCAAGUUUUUCCUCAUUGCCCCAGAACUAGCCCGACUCACAGCAGAAGCCAAGGCAAUGGCGGGUCUCGUUCCGGAACGUGCACACCAUCAAGAACUAAACUCAGCUGUUUUGACGCAAGAAGAUAACAGCAUAAAUAAGUUGACCGAGACAAUCAAGACCUUCACCAAUCCCUUUUCAUCAGACCAGAACACCAACACCGAUCUCUACAACUUGGUCACAAAAGUUGUGAUGAAUGAGAAAACGAAGAAAGAUCUUGUUAAUCAGAGUGAAGAAGGGAGAAAGCUAUUCAGUGCUUUUGUACAAGAUAGGAUCAGGACAGGAAAGAUCAACCUCUGGGCUCCUGUGAAGACGCACAAUCUUCUUACCUGGAAAACGAGUGCUAAGGUCAUCAAAGUCAAAGCUAAAGACACGAUCAUCGAGUUAAAGGAGGACAGAAAUCUGUUUGCUCGUUUGGCGAUGGUGUCCAAGAGCCGCCCAGAAAUUGACAUCCAAGAGGCUGUUGGCUUAUAGGAGUUCACUGUUGUCCCAAGAACUUUGUUUGCACGAGAUGGUACCAUGUUGCAUUGUUCUUGCAAGAGUGCCCUUAUGCAUAUCCUAGAGAAGGCAGGUGGCCCUAGUACUAAUACACAAGAAAUCACCGCAGGAUUCAAACUCGCGAUUGUUGAUGGAAUGGCCGAAGUCCAAUCACUUGACAAGCCAGAGUGGAUCAAUAACUGUAGAGACUUGGCUGAAUAUUUCACGAAUCGCUUGCUUGUAAAGUAUAAUGAUUUACAAGAGCUCCACAUGAUCUUCGACAGAUAUGAUGUACCAUCCUCACUGAAAUCAGCAACA
Porites evermanni is the source of this 1696-nucleotide messenger RNA. The record is from the annotation of a GenBank genome assembly. NCBI's taxonomy places the organism in Eukaryota, Metazoa, Cnidaria, Anthozoa, Scleractinia, Poritidae.